Molecule: messenger RNA, 3621 nt
Organism: Lachancea thermotolerans CBS 6340
Lineage: Eukaryota; Fungi; Ascomycota; Saccharomycetes; Saccharomycetales; Saccharomycetaceae
Gene: CAT8
Product: DNA-binding transcription factor CAT8
Exons: 1
Coding region: 1-3621 (1206 amino acids)
Biological process (GO): regulation of DNA-templated transcription; DNA-templated transcription
Molecular function (GO): DNA-binding transcription factor activity, RNA polymerase II-specific; DNA binding; zinc ion binding
Source: RefSeq, a predicted model, not a curated record
AUGGGUGAGCGGGAGAAUGAGUCUUUUGGACCGCGGUUUAUCCGAACGCUGGGUUCACAAUCCAUAAGCGUUAUUAACCCGCUUUCUAGCCAACCUUCUUCUAUUUCACAGUCACCCGCGCAGCCAAAGGCAAACACUAAUACACAAACUACCGCAACGGCCAGCAUAUCACCCACUGCAUCGGUCACACCAUCCUCAAAUUACAGAGUGGCGCAAGCUUGCGACCGAUGCCGCUCGAAGAAAACGCGCUGCGAUGGUAAAAGACCACAGUGCUCACAGUGUGCAGCAGUCGGGUUUGAAUGCAAAGUCAGUGACAAGUUGUCGCGCCGAGCCUUCCCUCGUGGCUACACUGAGACGCUCGAAGAGCGUGUCAGGGAGUUAGAGGCUGAGAACAGGAGGCUCGUGGCUCUAUGCGACUUGAAGGACGAGCAGAUGCAUUUGGUCUACAAGUAUUCGUCCAAUAAACGCCCAGAACCCUCUUCGACUGAAGAAGAGCAAAUGCUGGAGCAGUUGAGCAGCUCUAAUGGUGGCUCUCUUCGCGUCAGUUCUACUAACCUGUACCUACUUAAUAAAACGUCACCAGCAGGUCAUGAAGUCCCCGAGAACCACAAAUGUCAAGGCAUCGAUUGCAACCAUACUUCACAUCCACAUCUGCAUGAGAAGCCUGUAAGCACUACGCUAAGCGACCCUACAACAAUAUCCUUCGAGCAGCACGAAGCGCCGGGUCUUCCUGCUGUCAAAGCUCUCAGUUCCAUGGCCAACCAUGAAUACUCAACGCAGCUUGCCUGUCUGGUGGCUCUGUCAGUACCGCGCUCUACCGAAGAGAUUUUGUUUAUUCCCCAGCUUCUAGCGAGACUUGGACAGGUUCAUGGCCUCACAUCCAAGCAAUGUUUGUAUACAGCCUCACUUUUAGCAUCAUUGAAGGAACCGUCGCAAGCGGUAGUUCCAACGACAGAUGGCUUAACUGAGCUGAAAUGCACGAGCUUGUGGGAGAUAGAUGACCCUAUGCGUUUCUUCAAGGAUUCUUGUAAGUUUAACUUGGGCUCUGAUAACGACGUGGAACUUUUGUCAAUCUCUGAGAUUGAAGACCUCAUCUCUAUUUAUUUCGAGGAGUGCCACGCUUUGAUCCCUGUAUUGAAUGAAAAUGAAUUUUACAAGUACUACAACAAAUUCAAGGAAAGCCUCACCGUGGAUCCGAAUUUUUUUGGCAAGGCUAACUCAUCAUUUGCGCACCGCAGUAAAUCCAUCUCCUACAAAAUAUUUGCUUGCAUUUUACUUGUGGUUUGCCAACUGGGUAUUAUGAGCAAGGUUAAAAGAGAGCAGCUUCCAGCAAAGAGUAAAUUCUCUCGGAUUAUGGCCUACUAUAACAACGCAAUUUUGGCACUGAAACUAAAUCCCUAUUUUUCGGUCAAGACCACCUCUGUAAAAACUCUUCAGUUGAUGUCCCUGCUAUUAUUUUACUUUCUGAAUGUGGGUGAAGUUUCUUCAGUUUACGAAUUAAGGGGUACUAUUGUUUCUAUGGCACAACAGCUUAGGUUGCAUAGAUGCCCCAGUGCAGUUCUUGGAACAGAAGGUUCCACUAUGAGCAAGAGCGAACAAGGCGACCGGAGACUUUUGUUUUGGGGAAUUUACUACUUAGAUGUCUUCUCCGCUUUACAAUUGGGUGUACCACGUCUACUCAAAGACCAUGAAAUCGAGUGCGCGCUCCCUAUUAGUGAAAAUGGACAUCCCGGUGUUAGCUUAGCGGACCAAGUGAUAAGGCUGGAAGGCCAAGUUUCGGAGUUUUCGUUGUCUUUGCUGAGAUUUUCUAAAAUUUUGGGAAACAUUUUAGACUCAAUUUUUAAGCGAGGAAUGACAUCUUCUAUCGCACAGCAAGUUGCUUUGAUCCAUGAGAAUGCUUUGGAUAGUUGGAGAAGAGGUUUACCUAAAAAUCUCACAUUCGAGCUUGAUGUAAAUGGCACCAUUAACAUGGAAGAACUCAACAGCGGAAGUCAUUGGAAAAAAGAUUACUCGACCGCACCUUCCUGCGACAAUAGGACGCUCAUGGUUCUUUACUUCCUGGUGAAGUGCUUAGUCCAUUUGCCCGUCCUCGCAGCAAAACCUCUACUUGGCGGGGCCUCAGAAGUCGACACGGACGCUACGCUAGCUUUCGAUGAUGCAUCCAGUGGCGCUGACCGCUCUUCCUCAUCUUACGUUCUGCUACAGCAAGCGACAAACACGUUCCUCAGCGUUCAAUCCUCUCUGAAAUCACGUCACCUGCCACUUGCAUUAAACUUGCCCCGAAUCAAAGCGCGUUUUGCCCUCUUGAGCGCUCGCGGUAUUUUAGAGUACACGAAGGGUGGCGCUUUGUUCCAAGGCAACAAGGCGCUAUUGUUGGAUGUUGUCAAAGAGUUGGAAACAACGAAAAGGCUAGAGAUUCCAGGCUCUCUUUCGUGGCAUAGCUUGAUUUUGUUGGAUAUGGCAGUCUCGUUGAUCAUGCAACCGCCACACACAAAAGCUGGAAAGCUCGACAAGCUGUUAGAGGCAAAACUGAGCUAUUACAACAAAUUAAUGGGCCGGUCUGCUAAUGUUGCUAGUACAAAAAGGAAGAAGGAGGAGGAUAACACAAGCUUAUCAAACGCAACCAAGCUUACUCCUUUGAGCUCAGACAGUAGCUCCCCAUCAGAGAAGAGGGUUAAGCUUGAACACACAGACAAAGUGGGUGAGACCCCAGUUGGUGUGGAGAAUACUGGGCAACCUAAUGGAAAUACACAGGAACAUUACGCCGCAACUUGGUCCAACCAAAACCAACCGCACAGCACUGUUGCAGAAGCAUUUCACCUCGACCCUGUUUUAAACAAUAAUCCCUUCAGCAAUGGGGACUUGACAGCUUUUUUUAGCACCGACAACGGUAUGCCUAACCUUAGUGGCGGUGCAUCGAUGCUGAAUAUGGUCGGCGUUGAUCAAGCGCACAGUACUGCUGGAAAUGACGCCCAGAACACCGUCAAUGCUAACAGCCAGCAGAGCACAUUAUUCAAUGACGGGCUUUUCCGCGUCCCAAGCAAUGGAGACUUUUUAAAGGACUACUAUCGUGUUCCCGGCGCUUCUUCGUCACAGUUGAAUCUCAUGCUCAUGGGGUCUGGCUCUUCUGGCUCCAACCAGCGGCAGGCAAAGCAGCAACAAACAAACACGACUGAUCCCGGCUUCGGCUUUACGGUUGAUGCCUCGCUCGGACUAGCACCAUUAUUGGCAUGGUCUCCAGAAGCAGCGCAGGAACCAAUAGCAGAAACUUCUGAUCAUGAUACACGUAAUGAUUCAGGGCUUCGCCGAAAGUCCGGCGCAGAAACCGCUGGUGUACUGGUUGCUGGGCAUUCGCAGCUGGCUGACUCUUCUACUGAUCCGGCAUCGCAGCAACAACGCCGUGUCGGCAGUUACGAUCAUACUUACGCACAAGAUCAAUCUGUGGAAGAUUCUGCGAUUACAAUGCCAACACGGCCCCACCGAGGUCCUCGGCGCCGCUGGAACUCCACAACUGGCGCUGCAGCCAUUACACCUAAUUCAGAUCGUCCUCGUAAUGCUCCAGCUUCGGAAACAGAUGAGAACUUACAAGAUUUAUUCCGCUGGCAGAAUUCUGGAUUUUAA